Molecule: messenger RNA, 4029 nt
Organism: Trichobilharzia szidati
Lineage: Eukaryota; Metazoa; Platyhelminthes; Trematoda; Strigeidida; Schistosomatidae
Source: the annotation of a GenBank genome assembly
AUGCAAGUUGACACGGGGAUAUCUCAUUUAGGCCUAAAAUGCCAGCAAAUAAACAAUGUUGCAAAGGAUUACGAGUUUCUCACAGCAUUACAUGGCCAGUCUGAACAAAGUGGCAUGAAAAUAUUGUUUAAAAUGCUGGGUCGUCUAAGCAAAGACUGCGGAGGCCUAUGGACUGUUAACGAAGAAAGCGACUGGUUGAUCUUAUACAUAUUUUUCCGCUGCUACGGAUGGAAGGAUAUUGAUUUGAACGAUGUGCGAUCUCAGAUAUUGGUUCCUUCAGCAACUCAGCGAUAUAGGAAUCUGUCCAAAGAUGAAGAGCUAAAAAUGAAAGAUAAAAUCAUCUUACUCACUACUGAACUCAUAAAUUUAAUAAAAGAUCUUCCCCUAACUCUGGCCGGUCUGAAGAUGUUUAUCAGUUCUAUUCAUCUAGCUCGUGGAAUGCAUCAUACACGAAAACAGAUGGCACUGUUUGCGGUUGAUUGGUUGACUUUUGGCUUGGAAACUGCUGGUGGUGGCGCUAAGGCAAGAGCUAAUCAUCAGUUCAUUAAUAAGGUUGCCCCAACGCAACCAUUUCUUCCGGAAGACUCAACUCCAGAAACCAUGUUUAUGACAGUCAAGGAUCUUAUCUGGAUUUGUUGUACCGAUAACAAUCGAGUUAUUCGUACCUCAACACUUGGAGCACUACAUUUCCUAUUUGCUCAACUGUCUGUAAAUACAGUUGUACGCUUGAUUAGAUUAUCACUUGAAGUAUUCGAGAAACCAGAAAUGUGUGCUAAUGAAUCAUCUGAAGGUGCUUUAGACAUGCUCAACCUUUUGUUAAAACGGCUGUUACCUAGCGAACAACUGUCUCCUGUAAAUUCACCAAGUAUGGAGGUGGAAGGUGCGUCAAAGUCAAACCCUUUGGUCUGCCAGUAUUCCUCGGAUUUCAUCCAAAGCCAGAUGUUCCCACGAAUACGUGCAAUUACUUCAAACCUUUUUAACAGUGAUUACCUCCAUGUCCGUAAAGCUGCAGUUCGAGUUUAUUUGACGUGCCUUCACCGAUGUAAACCCGAGUUACUCAAAGAAACUGUCGAUCAGAUUGUGAAAGAAUUGUGUAUAAGUGCUGGUGCAAAGCAUAUAUCUAGUCAAGAAAAUACACCUUCAAAAUUAGAGAGCUGGAAAACCAGUCCUAAAUACUGUGAGACUCUGCUAGACCUUUGUCGAUAUCUGAUCAAAAAAGUUGGCGAAAAUAACCUGCCUCCAAAUACUGGAAGUUUACAGAACAGCCUAGUCGACUUCUAUCUAAGCCAUUCAUCUGAAAAUGUUCGUGCUAGUGCGUGCAAUUUAUUCCUAACCUUAUUCAUUAGUGCUUCAAAAAAUCCUAUUCGUCUCCGCUAUUUAAUGAACAAAGUGUUAGAGAACUGGCAGGUUAGACAAGAACUUCUGACGUCUCCUAUUCCCAAAUCAGCGCCAAGUGUGAGUGAAAAUGAAAAGACUUCAGGGAAUACAAAAGAAAGACCAUUGAUUGUGAGGAAAAACACUCAGACGGUUAGCUGGACAUGGCGUGAAGGCCGAAUACACAUUUACUCUUCACUAGCGCGUACAUUAGUUGGACUUCAUCUCAAAGUGCUUUGUGAUGUGGAUACCGAAGGAUGUAAUACAACGAUAUCUGGUGAAUUUUGUGUCAGCCCAACUUUAACAGAAAUGGGUAAUAAGCGGUCUUUGACAGAUGACAAGUUGUUUGCCCAGAGAUUAUCACAGUCCAACAUUAGUCCUACUCCUAAAUCAAGACCUAGUAUCCUAGUGAUAGAUGGGGACCGCCGUUCAUCUUUAAAUAAACCGUUACAAAUCGUGAAUGGUUCACCAGCAGUUUCACGAGCGAGAAUGAAUAAUAACACUUCCCGAAAAUCUAUGUGCUUGACAGUACUGGAAAAUAUUCGAACUACUGAAAGUGGUGAGAAAGGUAGACAAAUGGAAAUUGGCAGAGCACAAACAUGGCUAAAACGCCUGAGUACAGCUCAAGCAUUUAAUGCAAUAAAUAAAACAAAUAGUCGUGUGGAACUUGAUACAAUCAGCAUGAAAUCUAUGUUGUUCAAAAUGUUACAGCUUUCCACAGAAUGCUUGCUGGACGAGAAUGUUGAACUGCGUAGUUCUGCCAAAAAAGCCUUAAGUGAUAUCGGAAAAUUGAUAAGGUGGUACGAUGGUAAUCUUUUAUUAGAAUUAAUUUCAUCAUACAUGCUUGGUCCACCGUCAAUGAUGUCAUAUGCAACUUUGAAGCUCUUGCGCGACGGCUUGUUUGAAUUAUGGCAGUAUGAUGAAAUCUUACAAAUGGAAGAACAAGAACCGGGUUUCACAGAAAAAUUUGCCAAUGUUGGAACAAUCCCUAUUUUAAAUUCACCACUACUUUUUGGUCUAUUUUCACCAGAAAAAUCAAGAUUAUGGCUUCGAACCUGCCAGCAGUAUACUUUCAACCACACAUCACCUAUAUUUCUUACUAUCUUAUCAAUGGAGUGCACACUGUAUACCCUUUGUCUCACUCACAGACUGCCCAAUUUAUCACUUGUGGCAUGUACUUGGGAGACUAUGAGACCUGAUCCACUUUCAAGCAUGCAGUACUCUCAACGUAAACUGGAAGUAGAUCCAGGAGAUGUGGCAGAAUGUGUUAAAGGGUUUGUUGAAUUCGCUCAACGCAUAGACAUACAACUUGGAGCUAGAUUUGAACCAGUAUCUAACAGUAUUGAUCCAACCAGCAUGGCAGCAACGCUUAGGCCAAGUCCGUCAUGCCUACAGCUUUCACAAACUAGUGAAAAUGGUCUCAAAAGAAAAUCUGCAUCCAGUAAUAACCCACUGGCAUCUACAGUCAUAAAAGUUAUCUCAAAACUGGAAGCAAUAAUAUACCCUUUUCUACCACCAACAAUGAAUUCAAAUCGACCUCAUCCUAAAGUGCGUAAAAUUGGUGGACUUUUAUUAUCUCCGAUACUACCAUAUCUUAUUACAUGGCCGCUAGCUCUCCUUCCUCCAGGUUUGAAUGCCACUUCGUCCAAUCUGUCCAAAGAGAAAAGACUUCUUGCAGUCCGAAAAAUCCUUCGCGUAACUGCAGCUAUCACACUCGCACUGCCAAUUGCUAACCAGUCAACAACGCAAAAAAAUGAUCCAAGUUUAAGUAGAGAUGUUAAUGAUGUACUGAAUGAGUUGAUGAUGACUGCUGAACAAUCUGUCAAUUUAACAACCGUUGCAGAUGCAUAUUUCGCUCAGCUGGAAAAUAUCAUCCUUCAACUGCAUCAUUAUUACGAUCCUGAAGGUAUGUGUAACAGUGAAUCAUGGUGGUGGGUUCGUGCAUUAUGUGAACACUUACCUCGUCUAAUGGAGACUGCUCCACUGUCUAAUCCUGUUAACCUAUUACGUCGUUUAAUAGAGGAAAUUAGAAUGAAGCCUACUGAUGCAAAAAGAAAAUCUAAUUCCAAGCUGUCUCAAUCAGGAUUGUGGAAUAAAGCACUUGAGUAUAGUCGGCAGGAAGCUCGACUUAAACUAGAUAAAAAGGAAUCUGACGACUCACUCAGAUUUAGAUGGCCAAAAGUUGGAGAGAUACUAAGAGCUAAAGAAUCCAUUGAGCAACAGUUUCUGAAGGAAAGUAAAAUGCAAAAUAAGACGUCAAAUUUGGCUUCAGUUAAAGAGACUGAUGAUGAUGAGGGGGAGGUUAACGAAGACCAAAAUCGCUUUUUCUUAGCAAGUGAUGAUGACGAAGAUUUGUUGUACACCCAACAAGAAGACGCACUGAACUCAUCUGACGAAGAAGAUACUCAAGCUAAUAAAUCUACGAAAGGAUCGAAGCUUCACAGCUUAUUUUAUGUCUCCUUAAAGCCUGAAACGAUAGAUACUCCACCAGCGUUGAAAGAUGUAACAGAAUUGAUUGAACGUAUACUACCACACUGUCAACCAGUUGUCGUGUCAACUAUACGACAAAUUUUGUCAGAUUCUGAUUCAGUCUUUACGCCAACAUUAGAAAAGCCGGUAAAGAAUUCAUCAAAUAAAUCAUUUGUCACGCAAUAA